AUGGUGAAGAAAAGGGAUCAUAACAAGCUUAGUGAAUGUGUCAAAGGCGUCCUAGAUGGAGAAUGUCUACAAAGCUUGUUUGGUGAGCACAUGGGAAGAGUCCAAGAGAUGAAAGUGGGUGGAGCUGAAAUGGCUAAUCUGGGAACCACAAGAAAGAUGAAAGAACCCCAGUCUCUCUCCAUUGAUCCAUCUCCCAACAUACUAAGCUUGAUACCUUUAAGAUUUAAGGAUGGGAAGAUUGAGUACAAAGUCAAAAGCAAGAGAAAGUCUAAACCAUUCUCAAGUGCCAAAGCCGUCAUCAGUCCUAGCCUUCAAAGAGAUCCAAGCCAGCUUCAAGAGCUUCUCUCUCAAGUCCUAACCAUUACUCUUGAAGGCGUUCCACCUCUUACUCCUCACUAG
Messenger RNA from Microthlaspi erraticum, 399 nucleotides. The record is from the annotation of a GenBank genome assembly. NCBI's taxonomy places the organism in Eukaryota, Viridiplantae, Streptophyta, Magnoliopsida, Brassicales, Brassicaceae.